CCAUUCAAACAGCACUUCGUUCACCAUCUACUCAAUCAGCCUCCUAGAAACUUCUAGCUAGUGAGAGCGUUUGCCCUACUGGCAUCGUUAGCGUUUAGUCUCAUCGAGUCUGAAAACACAAGAGUUGGCCUGUUGGCGCAUUCACCAACUGGUCUCGUGAACGUUCCCCGCGACUUGUUGUAGAUCGCGAUUUAAACGUGAUUUGUGACAAGCCUCUACUCGCUGCUGCGUCCCGUGUAGUGUCGCGCGACGACAUCAUACAUCUUCACAAUGGCUGACGAACCUCGACGAUCCGGUCGCGCGACCAAAGGACAAUACACCAAAGACCGCGACAUCCAAGAAGAUGCUCCAAAAAAGAAAGGAAAGGGAAAAAGCUCGAAAGCCAAGGCAGUUGAAGAGGAGGAAGAAGGAGACGAAGAGUCCGAAGAGAUCAUUCGAUGUGUCUGCGGAACAUAUGAAGAGGAAGAAGAUGUCCCUCGAGCAAUGAUCUGCUGUGACAGAUGUGAAGCAUGGCAACACAACAGCUGCAUGGGUCUAGAAGAAGAUUACCAGCCCGAAACAUACUUUUGCGAACAAUGCAAGCCCGAGGACCACAAAGAACUGAUCGCCGCUAUGGCGCGUGGGGAGCGCCCCUGGGAUGAAGCGCUAAGGAAGUUUGAAGAGAGGACGAAGAAAAAGGGUAAAAAGGGUCGAAAGUCUGGCGGUGCUCGAACAAGCGAGGUAGGCCCAAGGGCGUCUCAAGAGGCCAAGGACCAAACACCUCAACCCACGGCGACCGGACAGAAGCGCAAACUGGAGGAAUCCCCCAGCGUACCAGAAUUGAAGAACAAGAAAGCUCGAGGAACACCUGCGGCAGACACGAAUGGCGCCAAAGCUGCAACUCCAGCGCGCAAACCUAGCGAGACUCCCUCAAAGCCUGCAUCCAAGUCCGAAUACCCUGUGGUGACAGACGUAAAGGAGCUUGCGAAUAGUUCCAGGAGGCAAGCUGCGUCUACUUUGAUCAAGCUGAUGGAGAGUCAAAUCAAAGAAGCAUCAAAACAAGGCGAGUACACUGCCCCAAGCGGCUCAAGCACCCAAGCUAUCUCAAACGGCAUCGGCCUGCGUCUUGAGAGCGCCCUCUAUCACAUCCAUGCUGGUGGCAGCGGCGAACCGAAUGAAGCGUACAAGAAUCAGCUACGAUCCAUCCCCUUCAACCUGAAGAAGAACCAUGCUCUCGCAGUACGACUACUUAGUGGCGAUCUCAGCCCUGAAGAGCUUGCGGGUAUGGAUCCAAAAGAUAUGGCGAGCGAAGAGCAGAAGAAAAAGGAUGCGGCUACCAUGAAAGAGCUGGAGAAACAGCACACAAUCGUCGAAGAGCAAGGGCCUCGUAUCCGCCGUACGCACAAGGGAGAGGAAUACGUCGAUGAGUCGAGACAAGUCGCUGCUGAAUCUCAGACCUCGAAUGCUCCCGUCCGGAGACCAAGCGGAAUCGAGCAGUCAGAUGCCGAGUCAAAGAGCCCUGUUAUUAAGAGUCCAUCGGAAAUCCCUGGAGCGGGUCGAUCCAGGCCUAAGCCAUCGGUUGAUACCAAGCGACAAUCGUCCUCCAACUUCGACAUCGACAAGGUCUGGUCAAAUGUUCAGGGUUCGCCUGAUGUUGAUGGACACCGGUUUGGCGACCUUUCCCAGCAGUCACCCGGCAUGGCUGUCAGAGAGCCCAUGGGACCAGGCGCCAAGGCAGACGCCGAUAUCGAUGAGCUACUCAAAGACGAAGAGGCCGAAUCACCGCCGUAUUCACCCAAAGAGUCCGCUGAGGCCGACGGUGUGGUCUGGCGAGGUACCAUUAAUGGUGGUAAUCUCGGUCGUUUCCGCGCCACGGCGAGACAUGCAGCAGGAGCAACGCCUGACAGCGACACUCUCCGCAUGACAUAUCGCGACGUCUUACCGCAGGAAAUCUCCAUCGGAGGUCGCAUACAACCGCCCAAGGCAGAUGAGUACCUCUGUGGCCUCGAGUACAGCAAUACGUCAGACCUGGUGAUUGUUUACAUGCCGGAGCCACAAAACUCGCCCGACCAAGAAGAGUUCGACAAGUUAUUCCGGUAUUUCAAGAGCAAAGAUCGAUUCGGCGUGGGGGUGCAGCAUCACAAUGCAGCGAUCAAAGACAUUUACCUCAUUCCAUUGAACGAGGGUCAAGAGUUGCCUACUUUCGUCAAGAAACUCGAGACUGACUUCUCCGACCCGGCGAGAGAACGUAUGCUGCUCGUUCCAAUUGUCAUCAAGAACAGCGAGCUGCCUCACAUGCAGGGAGCGAACUUGGAUGGUACACCCACUGCGGCGAGUCCAUCGAGCAGAGGACCUGCAGUUGCACAGACGCCCAUCACCCCGCAUGAUGGUAGCUUCGAGCCGCCGCAGACUGGUAUAUACAGUCAGUCGCCUGCGCCUGUGCCAGGUCAGUAUGGAGCCAACGGGGCGCCUCCUCAAAUGAUGCCGACUCCGGGGUUUGCCCCACCGGGACAGCCAUAUCCUGGUUAUGGACAACCGUCACAACUGCAACCACAGUCACCUGCCACGAUGACAGCCCAGAAAAUAUUGGGUCCACUGGCAUCGAGUCCCGCUGUUGUUCAACUCUGUGCUCAGGCGCCGAAUGCAGGAGAGAUCGAAUUCAAGAUCAUCAAGGAGUGCAUCGAGAAGAAUCCCGAGGCGGCGAAUCGGUUGGACGUGCUCACUACCAUGUUGCAGGAGAGUAGUAUCGCUGCAGGCGGUCAGGGGGGUGGGAUUUGAGGCAGCAAGCCUUUUUGCUCGGUUUGAGACCAAGCAGCCUAUCUCUGUAUCAGGUUUCAAUGCCAACAUAUGCAAAGACUGAGAGAUGGUUGGAUAAGAGACUUUUGUACGACGUGGCGGAGAAGAUGUGUGGAUAUACCCCGUGGGAGUGUCGUUGAUUGAAAAUAUUUCUGCGGCAGGAACAACACCAGCACUAUUGCCCGAUGGCAAAUCUGUUGUGUUGUGUUGCGCCCAAGAGAAGAGCUGGGAUUGAUUAGUUGUGUGUACAGCUUUCGGCUUCGCUUCGCGCCGCUUAACGUUCUUGUCAGUGUAGAAGAUGAACAAUUCCGCCAAUUGUGCUUGCAGUGUUUUCUCUCACGACAAGGGGGUGCAGCAUAUGUCAUGUCUGAGGCAGGACUGACUCAGUUAGAAGCGUUUCAUAUGCUGGAGCAUCACGGACCGUGGUAUGGGAGCUUGGGGGUUGGGCUUAGAAGUUAAUGGCGUUGUGGGCUUUCAACUAAAUAGUUAGAUGUCACAGAAUGAGAGUGGGCGGUUCAAUCGCA
Exophiala xenobiotica is the source of this 3299-nucleotide messenger RNA. RefSeq lists its product as uncharacterized. NCBI's taxonomy places the organism in Eukaryota, Fungi, Ascomycota, Eurotiomycetes, Chaetothyriales, Herpotrichiellaceae. The transcript has 3 exons. The coding region runs from base 271 to 2757 and encodes 828 amino acids. Gene Ontology annotation, molecular function: RNA polymerase II transcription regulatory region sequence-specific DNA binding. Gene Ontology annotation, biological process: DNA-templated transcription; transcription antitermination; transcription elongation by RNA polymerase II. Gene Ontology annotation, cellular component: nucleus. The record is from RefSeq and is a predicted model, not a curated record.